This is a messenger RNA of Prunus dulcis (almond), 2450 nucleotides long. RefSeq names its product zinc finger protein CONSTANS-LIKE 6. Gene Ontology annotation, biological process: regulation of DNA-templated transcription. Gene Ontology annotation, molecular function: zinc ion binding; protein binding. Gene Ontology annotation, cellular component: nucleus. Lineage: Eukaryota; Viridiplantae; Streptophyta; Magnoliopsida; Rosales; Rosaceae. The transcript has 2 exons. The record is from RefSeq and is a predicted model, not a curated record. Bases 873 to 2207 code for a protein of 444 amino acids.
GUUCAAGUCUAAACCAAUUAUAAUAAAAAGACCUCUAUUUUCUUCCAUAUAAUUUUGUGAGUUCAUCUUCUUAAUUCAAACGGUCUCUUUCUAUUAAUAUUCAAGAGUGACUUCUGGGUUCUUGAUUUCUUAGAUGUGGAACAAGAGAGAGAAAAUUAGAGUGCAUGUUGUGAUCAGAUACAGCAAGACAAAUGAGAGAAAUGGCACAGAAUGUCAAGUUAUAUAUAUCAUAUGUAUACGAUAGAAGAUGAUCUUUACGUUAUGUGGAAAGAUAUGAUUGGGGGCACGUGAUUCUGUGGGGACCGCAGUGCAUGGAGUCAAGGUAAGAGUCCGGAAGUUUAAACAAGUAAAUAUUAGUGAUGGAGAAAAUGGGGCAGGGGACGGAGGCAAUCCAACAAAAGCAUAUCUUUCAUAUUAGAAAGUGAGAGAUGGAAUCAACAGGACUUCUCAUCCAUUACCCCCCCUUGGCUGGGCCCCAUGUGCACUAAGAAACGAGAAAUCCAUCGGUGGGGAAAAGUAGCCAAUCAGAAGCCAAGGAUUUGGAUCAACUUUUUAAGCUCGCCCAAUUAGAAAAUAGAUAAGGCAUUGGUGUGGGCCCAAAAGUACAAUCCUCUCUCUCUCUCUCUCUCUCUCUCUCUCUCUCUCUCUCUCUCCCAAAAGUGCAAAUCCAAGAGCUGUCUUCGCUGUUAUAUGGCCUGUAAAAGCGCAGGAUGUGGGACACUCACCGCUUCCUCUAGCGCUUUACCUAAAUAAAGAGCACAAUUCAACAAACAGUUGCUGUGCACUCUUUGGAUUUGAUCUAUCUUUCUCUUCUUUGAUUUUACUUCACUCUUUCAACUUUUCAAAACUUUGUUGUGAUUUGAUUUUCCUCGAUGAGCUCCAACAAGAAAGUGGCAAACGCUGUCGGUGCCAAAACGGCAAGAGCGUGCGACAGCUGCAUAAGAAAGAGAGCUCGCUGGUACUGUGCUGCAGACGAUGCUUUUCUCUGCCAAGCCUGUGACUCCUCCGUACACUCCGCCAACCAGUUAGCUCGCAGACACGAAAGGGUUCUCUUGAAAACGGCGUCGUCGGUCAAACCCACCGAUAAGGAUGAUCAAGUUUCUGUUUCGGACAACCCAGCAGCACCGUCGUGGCACGGUGGCUUCAGGCGGAAGGCCCGGACUCCGAGGCAGGGGAAGCACAAAUCCCAAGAAGGUGCCCGAAACCGGUUUCCUCAGGUGCCGGAAGUUGGGGCAGACGAUAGCAACUCAUAUGACGGGGAAAACGAAGAAGAUCAGCAGCAGCUUCUUUAUAGGGUUCCCGUAUUCGAUCCCUUUGUUGCGGAGAUGUGUACUGCUACCACGUCUGCUAAUUCCAAUGAAGAAGCAGUUGCUAAUACUUGUGAUGUUUCUAAAGUGAGCUCAUCAUCACCUAAUUAUAAUCAUAACGGUCAUGAUGGGUUUCUGCUUCCCAGUGACAUGGAUCUUGCUGAGUUCGCGGCAGACGUGGAUAGUAUGUUGGGCAGGGGGCUCGAAGAUGACGAGUGUUUUGGGAUGGAAGGAUUGGGGUUAAUGGAUUCUAAAGAAAAUGAAUCGAAUUGUAGAGUAAAGCUUGAAGAGGAGGAGGAGGAGGAGGGGGGCACGGGAGGUGUCAAUUUUAUGGGGUGUGAAUUAGGUGAGACGCCGGAGAUUGAUAUGAUGAGAGAGCCGUUUGUGUUGAACUUUGAAGACUAUGAUGACUCGCCGCAGUCGUGCGGCGAACAGGAUGACAAACUGGGAGUGGGAAUGAUGGAUACUACGUACAGUGGAGAUCAUCAACAACAUGAGGAGGUGCAUACGGGUGCAAGUAAAAGCGGCAAGAAGAAGGAGAUAUUUUUGAGGCUGGACUACGAGGCAGUGAUUACAGCCUGGGAUGGCUCUCCUUGGACCUCCGGUGGUCGCCCCGAUUUCAGCUCCGAAUGCUUGCCUGACUGCAUGGGUGUAUGUGGAACUGAACUUCAUUACCCGUACGGAGAUCUGAACGGGCUAGGGGUGCACCCGGCAAUGGCGGACGGAGGGAGAGAGGCGAGGGUGUCAAGGUACAGAGAAAAGAGGAGGACGAGGCUGUUCUCCAAGAAAAUAAGGUACGAAGUGCGGAAGCUGAAUGCUGAGAAGAGGCCAAGAAUGAAAGGGAGGUUUGUGAAGAGAGCAUCCUUUGCAGGAUCUGCUUUUCCUGUGCUUACCAAAUGAUAUCCUUAAGUUAUGAGUAGCAAGAAUGAAAGGGAGGUUUACUUACACGCAGUAAGUGAAGUAAUUGAGUUUGUGUGUAUAAUUAUAUAUAUGCACAUCUAUUAAUAAACAUACUCAUCCAAAGCUUAAAGGCUAGCUCGUGGUCUACUUAUUUUAAAUGUAGCCUCCGCUUGUUUCGUUGUAAUUAUCAAAUUUUGUACCUCAUUUUUUGUUCAACUCAGAAACUAGGGUUGAGUUAAGUCA